UUACGCAUUGGAUGAGUUUGCGAGAAAAUUUGAUGAUGGAUGGUUCUUACCGUCAGAUCAAUGUGAAUACGUAGGCUUGGGAGGACAUAUACAAACUGGUGGUUAUGGGCAACUCACGAGGGGCUUUGAUCUUUUAAUAGAUUAUGUUGACGAGAUUAGGAUUAUAUCUUAUGACACAACCGAAGAAAAAUACACAACAAAUUGGGUUUAA
This is a messenger RNA of Acaulospora morrowiae, 211 nucleotides long. NCBI's taxonomy places the organism in Eukaryota, Fungi, Glomeromycota, Glomeromycetes, Diversisporales, Acaulosporaceae. The record is from the annotation of a GenBank genome assembly.